AUGAAGAUAUUGCAACUAAAUCUCAACCAUUGUGAGGCUACGCAUGAUUUGCUCAUGCAGAAUGUGCAUGAACUGAAAAUUGGUCUAGCAAUAAUAUCGGAGCCUUAUAAACAUAUAGAUACGCAACAGUUAGAAAUGGAUAGCAGUGCAAAAGCAGUCAUCCGGUCCUGUGGAAAACUUCAGAAAGUUAUUAAAAACACAAAAGCAGUUUUUGUUGCAGCGAAAGUGGAAAAUGUUUACUUCUAUAGCUGUUACACUUCAUCUAGUUUCUCAUUUGAAGAAUUUUUGGACUUUCUUGAACGGCUAACUCAAGAUGCAAAUCAAUACUCCCCCGUUGUUAUAGCCGGAGACUUCAAUGCCAUGGCUUCAAGCCAUGACAUAGCCGGAGACUUCAAGCCAUGGCUUCUAACCUCAAUCUACUGCCUAAAGGCAGUAGAUUGA
Molecule: messenger RNA, 441 nt
Organism: Helobdella robusta
Lineage: Eukaryota; Metazoa; Annelida; Clitellata; Rhynchobdellida; Glossiphoniidae
Exons: 1
Coding region: 1-441 (146 amino acids)
Source: RefSeq, a predicted model, not a curated record